Entamoeba invadens IP1 is the source of this 2720-nucleotide messenger RNA. Its product is annotated as tyrosine kinase, putative. The annotation marks the transcript as partial. NCBI's taxonomy places the organism in Eukaryota, Evosea, Mastigamoebida, Endamoebidae. Gene Ontology annotation, biological process: protein phosphorylation. Gene Ontology annotation, molecular function: protein kinase activity; ATP binding. The record is from RefSeq and is a predicted model, not a curated record. The transcript has a single exon.
AUGAUUCUCCUCUUAUUAUUGAUUUCAACGACUGUCUACUCUCAAAUACAAAGUUGUAAACAAUACGUCACCCCAAACCACUGUUUCGAAUGCUACGCGGGUGCGCACCUUGAAAUACGAAAUACAGACAAUUCACCAGUCCCAGACAUGCUUUGCGUGACGGACACGAAGAUCACAAACUGUGCCACACAAGACUCAAAUGCGUGUAUAGCAUGCAACGAAGGAUUUUAUUUGAAGGACAACCAAUGCUCUGAUUGCAAAACGGCGAUAACGAGUUGCAACAAAUGUAAUUCCACACAUUGCUUUGGUUGCGACGACUCCCUCACUCUUUCGAAUGACCAAACGAAGUGUGUUGAUUGUAGUUUAUCCGCUAACAGUGUUCAGUGUGGAAAGUGUGAUGCUGGGACAUACUUCAAUGUCGAACAACGAAAGUGUUUGAAGUGCACAGACAAGUGUGCUGUAUGUACUUCAGCAGUCAACUGCUAUAAAUGUGAAAGUGGAAAUUUACUUGUGAAAGAUGGUACUGUCUCCUGUACACCGAUUAUGAAUUGCAAACAUCUUGUUGAUGAUCACUGCGAAUCGUGUGAAAGCGGUUUCUAUUUAUUCAAUGGCGGAUGCAAAGCUUGUGGAAACAACUGUAGUCUAUGUUACAGUACCACUACAGACACCACUAUUUGUUCAACAUGUAAAGAUGGUUAUACUUUACAAGACGGAAAGUGUUAUGAAUAUUCUGAUAUCAACUGUCAAACAGGAUCGCCGAGUUUUGGAUGUAUCACAUGCAGUGAUGGGUAUUACUUUGGUUCAACGGCGAAAUGCGAGAAAUGUGAUGGGUCAUGUGCAAAAUGCGUUGAAAAUGCAACGAACUGUAUAUCGUGUAACACAAACUAUUACUUUAAUGAGAAUGUGUGCGUUUUAAAAGACGAGAAUUGUAAACUGGUCGACCAGAGUGGAUGUAAAGAGUGUGCAAACACACAAAAUAUGCGUGGUUUUUAUAUACCAGAAAACGGCAAAAGAUGCGAACAAUGUGCUGAAAAUUGUCAAUUGUGUGAGAAACUUUCAACCAACUGUACUGCAUGUGUUGACAAUUAUUUACUCAGAUGGGUUUCCACAAGUGACAGUGAAGAUACGGGAUAUUAUACUUGCUUGUUAAAAGAUGAUACAACCUGUGGAAGCGCACAAAUGGGGUAUUGCACAAAUUGCACGGACGGACGAUUUAUUUCGGAGUCUGGAAAGAAUCAAGAGUGCACGCUCUGCGACAAAUCUUGUGACACUUGUGAAGAUAGUUUACAUUGUUACACAUGUGCAGAUGGGUAUUUUCUUCCCAAAAACUAUUCUACAUCAGAAAAGAAGCCACUCUGUUGGGAGCAGUCGACUAUUGACAUGACUUGUACUGCCACAAAAACGGGCUGUGACGUCUGUAAAAAGGGGUAUUGGAUUGACUCUUCCGAUAACACCCAAUUUAAUUGUACUGAGUGUCCACAAGGCUGUGAGUCUUGCCAAUACUCUCCAACGUCAGAAAAAGUGAUGUGUUCGUCGUGUAUUUCAUCGCAAGAAUAUGUCAAAGAUGGUGUGUGUAAUAAAUGCAGUGAAUUAAAGAAUUGCAAGUCGUGUAAAGAAGAUAAAUGUGAUGUCUGUCAAGAUGGAUAUACCAUUGACGCGGGAGGAGUAUCGUGUUCGAAGACAAAUUGGGCACUUAUUAUACCAUUAGUCGUCAUAGGUAUAUUACUCAUCGUUGCUGUCAUCUUUGUUAUCAUUGUCAUCAUUUGGUGGAAAAGAAAGAAGAGCCUUGCUGCUGAAUCGACUGCUAUCAAACCAUUCCACGUCUCUUCGGACUUACAAAUGUUGUUGUUAGGCGCAGAUAAUGAAAAGUUCCCAUUGAAGACUGAUAAGUGGGAAUUAAACUUUGAUGGCUCGAAAGCAAAAGUUGUAGUCGAUAUGGAAUAUGAAGAGACUAUCAAUUUGGCGAAUAUGACUAAGAAGGAGUAUUAUUUCGAGUUCCACUACACCCCAUCGCACAAAUAUGAUUUGGACAUCACACCCAAUAACGCGACUUUAAGACCGGGAAAUGCUAUGGCCAUCACUUUCAAAAUGAAAGUGCUCUGCACGACAUCCAUUUGUGACCAAAUUGGUAUCACUGCGAUGGACGUCGACGAACAAAACAAAGAAACGGCUGCGUUGAAAAUAAUCGUCGAGUCUGAUUUGUCCCUGAAGCUUGAUCAUACUGAAUUGAAGCCAGUGAUGCCACCAAUUGGGGAGGGCGCAUUUGGUAUGGUUUUCCGUGGGACGUAUCGAGGCAGAGAUGUCGCCAUUAAGAAAAUGAAAGCCAGAAACUUGACACCAGAACAAGAGAAAGAGUUUUCGCUUGAAGUCUCAAUGAUGACACAGUUGAGAAGUAACACUGUUGUUGAGUUAAUUGGAGCAGUCUACACGGAGGGUGAGAUAUCGAUUGUCACAGAAUUUGCAGAAUAUGGCUCUUUGAGCAAAAUAUGGAAGAAACAAACACUCAAUUACCAACUCAAAGUGAAGAUAUUGGACGAUAUGGCUGUUGCACUGAGCUACUUACAUCAGAACAUGGUGUUACAUCGGGAUGUCAAAGGCGAGAAUUUGCUUGUCUUUUCACUCAACCCCCACUCGCCAGUCUGCGCCAAAUUAACUGAUUUUGGGACAUGUCGAAACAUCUCAGAGCGAAACUUGGCUGCGAAAACAUGUCGCAGGGUAUC